CACAGUACAAAGCUGCGAGCCGCCACAGACAGAGUCUCCGCCCCCUAAGCUCCGCCAUCUCCAUGGUGACCGCUACCCGGUCACCCAUUUGGCCUCCGAGGCCGGAGUUGCGUCAUUGCCUAUGCGCCGGAAGCGAUAGCCCCCGAGCCGGUGCAGGCUGACGACAGCCGGCUGGCACUAGUGCCCGCGAAGUUAGACUGUCCCCGGGCUGUGUCGGUUUGGCGGGGGCGCCAAACCUCUGCUGGCCCCUGGGGCAAUGGCGGUGUUUCACGACGAGGUGGAGAUCGAGGACUUCCAAUAUGACGAAGACUCGGAGGCAUAUUUCUACCCCUGCCCGUGUGGGGAUAACUUCUGCAUUACCAAGGAUCAGUUUAUGUGUGGAGAAACAGUGCCAGCCCCUUCCACCCACAAAGAAUUAGUUAAAUGCUGAAGAGGACUUUAGGAAUCCACAUCCUGAACAUUUGGGAAUGAGCCAAGCUGGAAAAAUCAAAUGCAAAGUCACUGGCUUCCUUCAUGGGGACAACCAUUCCGUAGUUGGCUCUGCCAUUAGUGUGUGGCUCCUUACCAUUGGCUGCUGAGUUUAUCUCCAGUUAAAGAAGCAAGUCCAUGACGUGACAUGCUUGGAUUUUGUGCUUAGAACUUUGAAUUGAAGUGUUCUCAAUUUUCCAUGUGAAUUUAAAGGAAGAUCAUUUCAAAUCAGUG
This is a messenger RNA of Leptonychotes weddellii (Weddell seal), 702 nucleotides long. It is a transcript of the gene DPH3, whose product is annotated as diphthamide biosynthesis 3. Lineage: Eukaryota; Metazoa; Chordata; Mammalia; Carnivora; Phocidae. The record is from RefSeq and is a predicted model, not a curated record. Gene Ontology annotation, molecular function: metal ion binding. Gene Ontology annotation, biological process: protein histidyl modification to diphthamide.